This is a messenger RNA of Trichoderma breve, 1656 nucleotides long. Its product is annotated as flavin-binding monooxygenase-like domain-containing protein. Lineage: Eukaryota; Fungi; Ascomycota; Sordariomycetes; Hypocreales; Hypocreaceae. Bases 1 to 1656 code for a protein of 551 amino acids. Gene Ontology annotation, molecular function: NADP binding; N,N-dimethylaniline monooxygenase activity; flavin adenine dinucleotide binding. The record is from RefSeq and is a predicted model, not a curated record. The transcript is spliced from 5 exons.
AUGCCACAAACAACAGACAUCCUCAUCAUUGGUGCGGGCAUAUCUGGGGUCGGUUUUGCCGUGCAAUUAGUUCGGCAAUUCGGAACCAGAAACUUCACACUCAUUGAGAAAUCCGAUAAUAUUGGUGGGACAUGGUGGGUAAACUCUUACCCCGGCUGCGGCUGCGAUGUUCCAUCCCAUUUCUUCUCCUAUUCAUUUGCGUUGAAGCCCAACUGGUCUCGAAGAUUUGCUUUGCAAUCUGAAAUACAUGAGUAUUUCACCGAGGUAGCCGCUCAGUACGAAAUUCACAAACAUGUACAAUUGGCAUCUCUUGUCGAGAAGGCUUCUUGGGAUGAGGCAAUGGGAACUUGGAGCGUCAUGGUUCGAGAUCUUCAAUCGUCAAAGAUGACAGAAUAUCGCAGCAAAAUUUUGAUCUCAGCCGUCGGAACACUGUCUGUCCCGCAGAAAUGCACCAUUCCAGGCGCCUCAAGCUUCGAAGGGAACAUGUUUCACACGGCGCAGUGGGACCACACGUUUAAUUGGAAGGAUAAAGAGCUUAUUGUCGUUGGAAAUGGAUGCUCUGCGACACAAAUAAUCCCAGAGAUAUCCUCCGGCCCUGGAGCGGCCAAAAUGGUAACGCAGUUCUCUCGACAAGCACAUUGGCUGGCUGAGCGCCCCAACCCAGAAGCCAAAUUAUACUGGGAUCAAGAAAGAGACUUCAAAGGAUUUGACAUAGAGACUGGCGCGGAAAUACGCAAUGGCUGGUCAAAAGACGCCGCGGCCUACAUUCGUGCUAAUGCACCCGCAAAGUAUCGAGAUUUCCUUGUUCCCAAGACCGAAAUCGGAUGCAAAAGACGUGUCAACGAUACCGGUUACCUCGCGAGUCUGCAUCAGGAGAAUGUCAACCUUAUAUAUGACGAUCCGAUUGAAGAAAUUGUGCCAACUGGAGUUCGCACAAAGUCCGGAAAGAUUAUCCCCGCGGAUGCAAUUGUACUUGCUCAGGGGUUUGAGACACAAAAGCCGUUUGGAUCUCUGCAAAUCUUUGGAGAAAGAGGAGUUAGCAUCCUAGAGCAUUGGGAUCGAGUGAGCGAGGGUGUCCCUUCUUCUUACUUGGGAACAUGCCUGUCAGGGUUCCCAAAUUUCUUCAUCAUGAUGGGUCCCAAUACCCUCAGCGGUCAUCUUUCUGUUAUCUAUACUACGGAAUGCCAAAUCAAUCUUGCACUGCGCAUCAUAAGGCCUAUUUUGAAUGCCAUGCGCACCGAUACAUCAAGUUUGGUCGUUGGCCGGCCUUCUCGGGACAUCGUUACCGUCAAGCCUUCAGCUGAGAAACGAGACAUUGAAAUGGUACAAGAAAUGGCCAAAAAGCUCGUCUGGGCGUCGGGAUGCACAUCAUGGUUCAUUGACGGGAAUACCAAGAGGAAUACCAUCAUGUUUCCUGAUUGGCAGUAUAAGUUUUGGUUGAGAAGCAUUUUCGUUGCUUGGGAUGAUUUCGCUUACCGCACCUCGGCAACGUUUCGCAAAGGAGCUGCGAAAGGACAGGCAGGAAAUGGGAUCUAUUUGAAUACUCUUAUCGGCGGGCUCAUUGGGCUUGGGGCUCUUUAUCUUAACCGAGAUCACGUUCACAAUCAUCUCGACACAGCAAAGAGUUUCGUUACGUCUUUAUCAAAGUCAGCUUGA